ACCUCCACCACGAACCCAACACCGGCACCAUGGAUUACCAGAACCGCGCCGGUUCCAAAUUCGGCGGCGGCGGCGUGGCCUCACACUCCGCCACGAACGCCGACCGACGCGAACGUCUCCGCAAACUCGCCCUGGAAACCAUCGACCUCGAAAAAGACCCGUACUUCUUCAAAAACCACGUCGGCAGUUUUGAAUGUCGACUUUGCCUGACAGUCCACCAAAAUGACGGCUCGUAUCUGGCCCACACGCAAGGGCGCAAACAUCAAACGAACCUCGCGCGGCGCGCGGCCCGCGAACAACGCGAAGGCAAGAACCAAGACCCGUCGUCUCUUCCCGGCGCCAUGGGCGUGCAAGUCCGCAAGCAAACAAUCAAGAUCGGCCGACCGGGGUAUAAGAUCACCAAGAUCCGGGAUCCGUUGACGAGGCAGCUGGGCAUGUUGUUUCAGUUGCAGUAUCAGGAGAUCACGCCGGGUGUGACGCCCAAAGUCCGGUUUAUGUCGGCGUUUGAGCAGAAGGUGGAGGAGCCGCCGGAUAAGAGUUUUCAGUAUUUGGUGGUGGCGGCCGAGCCGUAUCAGACUUGUGGGUUUAAGUUGCAGGCCAGGGAGAUUGAUCGCCGGGAGGGCAGGUAUUGGACGUGGUUUGAUGAGGAUAGUAAGGAGUUUUGGGUCCAGAUUAUGUUUAAGACGGAGAGAGAGGAGCGGUUUUCGGGUGUGCCUGGGUUGGCGCCGAUGGAGCCGAAGGCUUGAUUGAUGGUUGGGGGAGUGAAUUGCUUCUAUUGUCGCUAUUGUUACAUUGAAGAUGGGCUCUGGGCGUUUCACGGUUUACACGCUGGCAAAUAAUGUGGCUAUUGUUCGUACCUACCAUUGCUGUGAUUGGGUUGGAGCGGCUUUCAUCAAAUACCAUGCCCUCUUUUGCUUCUAAUGAUACUGCCAUGUCAUCAACUUUACUACACGGAAUCGGUUAACCGCAAUGUAACUGGAUUUGGCUAGUACUGCGCUG
This is a messenger RNA of Aspergillus ibericus CBS 121593, 999 nucleotides long. Its product is annotated as spliceosome assembly protein PRP11. Bases 30 to 746 code for a protein of 238 amino acids. Gene Ontology annotation, molecular function: nucleic acid binding; zinc ion binding. Gene Ontology annotation, biological process: spliceosomal complex assembly. Lineage: Eukaryota; Fungi; Ascomycota; Eurotiomycetes; Eurotiales; Aspergillaceae. Gene Ontology annotation, cellular component: nucleus; U2 snRNP; catalytic step 2 spliceosome. The transcript is spliced from 2 exons. The record is from RefSeq and is a predicted model, not a curated record.